Molecule: messenger RNA, 2412 nt
Organism: Haemorhous mexicanus (house finch)
Lineage: Eukaryota; Metazoa; Chordata; Aves; Passeriformes; Fringillidae
Gene: GPS1
Product: G protein pathway suppressor 1
Exons: 14
Coding region: 1-1677 (558 amino acids)
Cellular component (GO): COP9 signalosome
Source: RefSeq, a predicted model, not a curated record
AUGGCCCCGCAGUCCGGGAGGUGGCGGCGGCCCCGCGGAGGGAGCGCCCGGAGCUUGUCGAGCCGCCGCCGCCGCCGCGGGGCCGAACGGGGCCGCGGCCCCUUUAAGAGUUUCACCUGUCGGCCGCGGCCUCGCCGCUACGCGCGGCCCGGAAACGGAAGCGGAAGCGGAGCGGGAGGGGCGGGCGGCCGGAAGCGGCGGCGUGAGGGGAGGAUGCCGCUGCCCGUCCAGGUCUUUAACCUGCAGGGUGCAGUGGAGCCCAUGCAGAUUGACGUAGAUCCACAAGAAGAUCAGCAAAAUUCACCUGAUAUCAACUAUGUGGUGGAGAACCCCACACUGGAUUUGGAGCAGUAUGCGUCCAGCUACAGUGGGCUGAUGCGAAUAGAGCGGCUGCAGUUCAUCGCUGAUCACUGCCCCCAGCUGCGGGUGGAAGCUCUCAAGAUGGCUCUGUCAUUUGUUCAGAGAACUUUUAAUGUUGAUGUGUAUGAAGAAAUCCACAGAAAGCUGUCUGAAGCCACGAGAGAACUGCAAAAUACACCUGAUGCUGUCCCUGACAGUGGAAUUGAACCCCCUCCUCUUGACACAGCUUGGGUUGAAGCUACACGCAAAAAAGCUCUUCUUAAACUGGAGAAACUUGAUACAGAUCUGAAAAAUUACAAAGGGAACUCCAUCAAGGAGAGUAUCAGGAGAGGCCACGAUGAUUUAGGUGAUCAUUACCUGGACUGUGGAGACCUCAGCAAUGCUCUCAAGUGUUACUCGCGAGCCCGUGAUUACUGCACCAGUGCUAAACAUGUCAUCAACAUGUGUCUCAAUGUUAUCAAGGUCAGUGUCUACCUCCAGAAUUGGUCUCAUGUUCUGAGCUAUGUAAGCAAGGCUGAGUCUACACCAGAAAUUGCAGAACAAAGAGGAGAAAGAGAUAGCCAGACACAAGCAAUUCUCACCAAACUGAAAUGUGCAGCAGGCUUGGCCGAACUAGCUGCACGGAAGUACAAACAAGCAGCGAAGUGCUUCUUGUUGGCAUCAUUUGAUCACUGUGAUUUCCCUGAGCUGUUAUCUCCCAGCAAUGUGGCUGUGUAUGGUGGGCUCUGUGCCCUUGCUACAUUUGACCGUCAAGAACUGCAACGAAAUGUUAUCUCCAGUAGCUCCUUCAAAUUGUUUCUGGAGCUGGAGCCACAGGUUCGUGACAUCAUCUUCAAGUUUUAUGAAUCUAAGUAUGCUUCAUGCCUGAAGAUGCUGGAUGAGAUGAAGGACAACCUGCUGCUAGAUAUGUACCUUGCACCUCAUGUCAGGACACUUUAUACCCAGAUUCGAAAUCGUGCCCUUAUCCAGUACUUCAGCCCCUAUGUGUCGGCAGACAUGCGCAAGAUGGCCACUGCUUUUAACACCACAGUGGCUGCUCUGGAAGAUGAACUCACUCAGCUGAUCUUGGAGGGCCUGAUCAAUGCCAGAAUAGACUCACACAGUAAGAUUCUGUAUGCUCGAGAUGUAGAUCAGCGCAGCACAACUUUUGAGAAGUCUUUACUGAUGGGCAAAGAGUUUCAGCGCCGUGCCAAAGCGAUGAUCCUGCGAGCUGCAGUCCUGCGCAACCAGAUCCACGUCAAGUCUCCUCCGAGGGAAGGUAGCCAAGGGGAGCUCACUCCAGCUAACAGCCAAUCCAGAAUGAGCACCAACAUGUGAAAAACUUCGUGCACUACCAAAAGAAAUGGUCCCUCAGGACUGUACCCAGUGUCUCACCCACUAACUGCUGAGCUUCACAAACUGUCCCUCUCUCCCUCACUUCUUGCUUGGAUUGAGAGAGUCAGGGUUGGUGGUGGAUAAUAUGAAUAUUCCAAUAACUUCAAUUCUCCUUGAAAAGAAAUUCUUUUUAAAAACAGCAUCCCUGCAAAUGGGUCAUCAUUUCAGUUUUGGUAGAAAACCUUCACUCUCCUUCCACCACUCCAUAAAGAGCUUCGGGUUAUCCAUAUAGAUGCUGAGUUGAGAGUUUUUCAGCUGCUAAUAGUUUUUCUUGUUUCAAAGCUGCAAAAAUAGUUAGUUGAAUGGACAGGCACGAUAUAAGAUGAAUUUUGCAGGCCUGAAAGUAUUGCCUCAAUUUUGAGCAAUGCUGAGCUUUCUGUUUUCCAAAUAAACUUACAAGUGCAUUGCUCUCAUUUAUGGAGCUUGAGUUCUGAUGGGGGAGGAGAUUUCCUUUGAGAAACUCUUGGAGAAUUUUCACUUCUACCAGAAAACAUGGCAUUGCUUCCAUGCAUUCAGUCACAGGCCUUUAUUUUAGGGUUUUAUGUUUACCUGCAGCCAGGUUCUCUCUCUCUCUGGUCUCUGUUUUCAAAGAACUGUUUCCUGAUGUGUUUCCCUCUUUGUGUGACCUGGCAUUAGGGUCCAGUGUUAUCAUAGCAGUAAAUCUCUACUUCAUGCAAA